This is a messenger RNA of Sphenostylis stenocarpa, 1926 nucleotides long. The record is from the annotation of a GenBank genome assembly. Lineage: Eukaryota; Viridiplantae; Streptophyta; Magnoliopsida; Fabales; Fabaceae.
AUGGAAGAAGGAUGGGUUGUUUCAUUGCUCAGCAAGUGCAGCAACCUGAAACCCACGAAACAAAUCCACGCCCACAUCUUCAAAGCCGGUCUUCACACAGACCCCUUUAUCUUUGGCAAACUCCUCCUUCACUGUGCCGUUUCCAUCUCCGACGCUCUCCACUACUCUCUCCGUCUAUUCCACCACUUCCCCAACCCCGACACCUUCAUGCACAACACCCUCAUUCGUGCACUCUCUCUCUCCCCAAACCCUCUCCUUUCCCUCCAUCCCUUCAUCCAACUACGUCGCCAACCCACCCUCUUCCCCGACAGCUUCUCUUUCGCCUUCGUCCUCAAAGGGGUCGCCAACUCCCGGAACCUCAGACCCGGCAUUCAGCUGCAUUCUCAAACUUUUCACCACGGUUUCGAUGCCCAUAUCUUCGUUGGGACAACGUUGAUCAGCAUGUACGCCGAAUGCGGGGACUCCCGUUCCGCGCUAAGGGUGUUCGAUGAAAUGUCUGAACCAAAUGUUGUCGCAUGGAACGCCGCUGUCACUGCGGCUUUCAGGUGUGGUGACGUGGAAAGCGCGGGGGACGUGUUUGGACGAAUGCCUGUUCGAAAUUUGACCUCAUGGAAUGCCAUGCUUGCUGGUUAUGCCAAGGCAGGUGAGCUUGGGUUGGCGAGGAGAAUUUUUUGUGAUAUGCCUCUGAGAGAUGGGGUUUCCUGGAGCACUAUGAUUGUUGGGUUUGCUCAUCAUGGUUGUUUUAACGAGGCUUUUGGGUUUUUCAGGGAGUUGCUGCGCGAGGGAAUUGGGACAAAUGAGGUGAGCCUCACUGGGGUGCUGUCUGCUUGUGCACAGGCUGGGGCGUUUGAGUUUGGGAAGAUUUUACAUGGGUUUGUGGAGAAAGCUGGGUUUCUUUAUGUUGGUUCUGUGAAUAAUGCUCUCAUAGACACCUACUCCAAGUGUGGGAAUGUGGCUAUGGCUAGGUUGGUUUUUCAGAAUAUGCCAGUCGCAAGGAGCAUUGUGUCUUGGACAUCGAUAAUAGCAGGACUUGCUAUGCAUGGUUAUGGAGAAGAGGCAAUACAGCUUUUUCAUGAGAUGGAAGAGUCUGGAGUUAUGCCAGAUGGUAUUACUUUUAUAUCUUUACUAUAUGCUUGUAGCCAUAGUGGCUUGGUUGAGCAAGGGUAUGGUUUUUUUUGCAAGAUGAAGAAUUUGUACAGUAUUGAACCUUCUAUCGAGCAUUAUGGUUGCAUGGUUGAUCUGUAUGGUCGAGCUGCUAGGUUGCAGAAAGCCUAUGAAUUUAUAUGUGAAAUGCCAGUUUCUCCUAAUGCUAUCAUUUGGAGGACACUCCUUGGGGCUUGUAGCAUUCAUGGUAAUAUUGAAUUGGCAGAGCUGGUGAAAGCAAGGCUUGCUGAAAUGGACCCAGACAACUCUGGUGACCAUGUACUACUCUCUAAUGUUUAUGCCAUUGCAGGGAAAUGGAAGGAUGUUGCCAGCAUAAGAAGAACCAUGACUGAAAAUAGCAUGAAAAAAGCACCUGGUUGGAGCAUGAUAGAAAUUGACAAGGUCAUUUAUGGUUUUGUGGCAGGUGAAAAGCCUAACAAGGCCACACAAGAGGCUCAUGAAAAACUGAGGGAAAUAAUGUUGAGACUCAGAGUAGAAGCAGGUUAUGCGCCGCAGCUAAGGAGUGUUCUACAUGAUAUUGAAGAGGAAGAAAAAGAAGAUUCAGUUUCUAAGCACAGUGAGAAGCUUGCUGCAGCUUUUGGAAUAGCAAAACUGCCCUCGGGAAGGAUUUUAAGAAUUGUGAAGAAUCUGAGGGUUUGUGGGGACUGCCAUACCGUGAUGAAGCUGAUGUCUAAAAUUUAUCAAGUAGAAAUCAUUGUGAGAGAUAGAAGCCGCUUCCACUCGUUCAAAGAUGGAUUCUGUUCUUGCAGAGAUUACUGGUGA